CAGUAGCUGCCAUGCGCGGGGGUGGGAACCUUUCCUCCCGCGCAUGCGCUCUGAGCCCUGGGCCGGCAGCUGCUCCGAGCGCCGGCCCAGCGCCGCUGCUGGACGGGGCCGCUCGGUCUGACAUGAGGCCGUGAGCCUGCGCCGCUGCUGGCUGAGACGCACUAGGUAGAAGUGGCUAGUUUCAAUAUGUGUGCCUCAGCCAAAUAUAACACCCGGGGUCCAGCCCUCAUCCCAAGAAUGAAGACCAAGCACCGCAUCUACUACAUCACUCUUUUUUCCAUUGUCCUGCUUGGCCUUAUUGCCACAGGUAUGUUCCAGUUCUGGCCACACUCCAUUGAGUCAUCCAGUGAUUGGACAGUGGAGAAGCGCAGUGUCCAUGAUGUGCCUGUAGUCAAGCUUCCUGCUGACAGCCCCAUCCCAGAACGGGGAGACCUCAGCUGUAGGAUGCACACCUGCUUUGAUGUCUAUCGCUGUGGCUUCAACCCCAAAAACAAGAUCAAGGUCUAUAUCUAUUCACUGAAGAAAUAUGUGGAUGAGUAUGGGAUGCUGGUUAGCAACACUAUCUCUCGGGAGUACAACGAGCUGCUGACUGCUAUCUCUGACAGUGACUUCUACACAGAUGAUGUCAACCGGGCCUGCCUCUUUGUGCCGUCCAUAGAUGUGCUGAACCAGAACACGCUCCGCAUCAAGGAAACUGCUCAAGCCUUGGCACAGUUAUCCAGGUGGGAUCGAGGCACAAACCAUCUGCUGUUCAACAUGCUACCUGGGGGGCCACCUGACUACAACACAGCACUGGAUGUUCCCAGAGAUAGAGUCCUGUUGGCUGGAGGAGGAUUCUCCACAUGGACCUAUCGACAAGGCUACGAUGUCAGUAUUCCUGUUUACAGCCCUCUGUCUGCAGAGGUGGAGCUGCCAGAAAGGGGACCAGGUCCUCGUAGGUACUUCAUCCUGUCAUCCCAAAUGGCUCUUCACCCAGAAUACCGUUCUGACUUAGAGGCUCUUCAGACUGAGAACGGAGAGUCUGUGCUGAUCCUGGACAAGUGCACAAAUCUGUCAGAGGGAGUUCCUUCUGUUCGUAAACGUUGUCACAAGAACCAGGUCUUUGAUUACCCGCAGGUGCUUCAGGAAGCCACAUUCUGCAUUGUUCUGCGUGGUGCUCGUUUGGGACAAGCUGUGCUAAGUGAUGUACUUCAGGCUGGCUGUGUCCCUAUUGUUAUUGCUGACUCCUAUAUUUUGCCUUUCUCUGAAGUUCUGGACUGGAAGAGAGCCUCGGUUGUGAUACCUGAAGAAAAGAUGCCUGAAAUGUACAGCAUUCUGCAAAGCAUUCCCCAGCGGCAGAUUGAGGAGAUGCAGAGACAGGCAAGGUGGUUCUGGGAAGCGUAUUUUUGGUCAAUGAAAGCUAUUGCUCUGGCCACCCUUCAGAUUAUCAAUGACAGGAUAUACCCAUAUGCUGCCAUGUCUUAUGAAGAAUGGAAUGAUCCACCAGCUGUUAAAUGGAGCAGUGUGAGCAACCCACUCUUCCUUCCAUUAAUCCCCCAGUCUCAAGGCUUCACUGCUAUAGUCCUGACAUACGACAGGGUGGAAAGCCUCUUCCGGGUCAUCACUGAGGUGUCCAAGGUGCCCAGUCUAUCCAAGCUGUUAGUCGUCUGGAACAAUCAAAAGAAUCCACCAGAAGACUCUCUAUGGCCAAAGGUUCGGGUUCCACUGAAGGUUGUGAAGACUGCAGAAAACAAGCUUAGUAACCGCUUCUUCCCCUAUGAUGAGAUUGAAACAGAGGCAGUCUUGGCCAUUGAUGAUGAUAUCAUCAUGUUGACGUCAGAUGAACUGCAGUUUGGUUAUGAGGUUUGGCGGGAAUUUCCUGACAGGCUGGUUGGGUAUCCAGGUCGCCUGCAUCUGUGACAUGAGAUGAACAAAUGGAAGUAUGAAUCAGAGUGGACCAAUGAAGUCUCCAUGGUGCUUACUGGAGCAGCUUUUUAUCACAAGUAUAAUAUUUUUAACUACCUUUACACCUACAAAAUGCCUGGAGACAUCAAGAACUGGGUGGACGCCCACAUGAAUUGUGAAGAUAUCGCCAUGAAUUUUCUAGUGGCAAAUGUUACUGGCAAAGCAGUUAUUAAGGUGACCCCACGAAAGAAGUUUAAAUGUCCAGAGUGCACAGCCAUAGAUGGAUUGUCAUUGGACCAGACACACAUGGUGGAAAGGUCUGAAUGCAUCAAUAAGUUUGCCUCUGUCUUUGGGACCAUGCCUCUGAAAGUGGUGGAGCAUCGUGCUGAUCCUGUCCUGUACAAAGAUGACUUCCCUGAGAAACUGAAGAGCUUCCCCAACAUCGGCAGUUUGUAAAAGGCAGCUUGGAGGCAAACUUGAGUAUAAAAAACAGUGAGAGAAAAAAGAUGACCAGUGCUAAGAUGAACCUGAGGCCUUGAAGGAAAAUGCCAGCGUGUGGGUUAUAACUGAGGGGAAGGGGAUUAAUGCUAGGUUCUGAUAUAUUAGUCCGUCCUUCACAAUACACAACAGUAAUGCGGAGCACAGCAGCUAUUUCUAUAUUACAGACAAAUACAGGACAGGCUCUAUGCUUGAAUCUACUGAAAAUGCCAAAUGCUUUUUUCAAAUGGAGGUUGCUUAACAGAAGAAUAGAGCAGAAUCUUGCUGUGUAAGGGUGCCUUACCUGACUCACCUGUUCUGUUAAAUACACUCUCUUUUAGUUUGAUUCAAUCACCAGUAUAAAUGCAAACUGCUUUCAAUACUGGCUACAAUAUGUAUCCAGCCUGUUUUUCCCCCUGUGAGGCUGGCAUGCCUACCUCCAUUGAGGUUAGUUGUUGGCUUUAAGUAAUUGAGCAACAAAGAUCCCUGCCUGGCUUUUUCGCUUAGCAAGAUAAAUGUUUUUCUUAAAAAAAAAUAAAAAAUAUAUAAUACAAUCUUUUGUCAUAGGGUUUAGGGAGCUAAACAUUUUUGCAUUAAAUGAAAAAUAUUUCAAUGGGAAUUGACACAGAUCACAGCCAAUGGGAUGGUCUCCUUAAUUUAAAGACUUAGGGUAUGUCUACACUACCCGCCAGAUUGGCAGGUAGUGAUCGAUCUAUCAGGUAUCGAUUUAUCGCGUCUAGUGUAGACGUGAUAAAUUGAUCGCUCUGCCAUCGACUCCUGUACUCCACCGCAGCAAGAAGCGGAAGUGGAGUCGACGGAAGAGCGGCAGCAGUUGACCCCGCACAGUGAGGACGCGAGGUAAGUCGUCUUAAGAUGCGUCAACUUCAGCUACGCUAUUCUCGUAGCUGAAGUUGCGUAUCUUAGGUCAAUUCCCCUUUCCCCCGCCCCCUUCCCCCAGUGUAGACCGGGCCUUAGACUAUCCUUACCAUCACUACACCUCUCAUAUGUGUGUAUAAAUCUCAGGUAUUCUACUAUACUCAUAGAAACGAAGUCCAUUCAAUAUAAAAGACAUUUUAUGGAGAGGAAAAUGUAUCUUCUGGCCUUACUAUGUUUUUGCUAUCCCCAAAGCUCUUCCUUAUCAAGAUGGAACAGUUUGUUCAUUUGGCAUAUCCAUGUACUGGGGUAACAGCUAAAAUGGAUGUUUGUAUAUGUGAACCCUCUUCAGAAAAAAAUGUGCUGUAGGAUAGGUUGUCAUACACCUCCAUCUGCAGGACUUCCACUUUACAGCUGGUGUGUGUAUGUGGAAUAUAUUAACACGUACUUAGCAAGCAAACCCAUACAAGCUACCCUCAUUUGAAAAAUUGCCAAGUGUUAGCCUGUGAUUAACCUAGAGAACGCACUGCCAUAGGAUCUAUCUUGAACAAAUGGCUUAGUAUAAUUUUUAAAGGUUAGACAUUUGUUAUGGAGGGUCAAGCUAUUUCUCCAUGGUUAAAGUUGAUCUGAAUAUUAUCUGUCUACACUAGAGACAAUAAAAUUUUCAAGGAUGAUCAGUCCUUGUGCUCCAGCAUAUAAACUGAUCCCAAGCUGGAACCAGAGAGGAAGUCUCCUCUUUGCCCAAAUGGUAUAGUGUCUUGUCUAUUUGAUGCAUUAUGGGCAGUUUGCACUUUCCUUACUAGCAAACUGUUGGAGGCAUCAUAUUUGAUGGACAAUCUUUCUGUUACAGUAUGACCAUUCUUAUAGUUCUGUCAGACCCCAAACAGCAGGGCAAGUGUUAGCACUCUUAGUUCAUCCUUCUGCCUUGAGAGUGACAGGCAGCAAUGGCAAAAAUCAAAUGGAAGUCAGGCCAGAAACAGGAAACAUCUGCUCCCUGUUUCUGUCACCCCAGUAAAACUUCCUUCAUUGCCCAACACUGUGGAGGUGUUGGGAAUGAGAAGCCUGUUAGAACAGUAGCUGUGAGGGGAUACUUCAAUUUAGAACUCCCAAGGGACGUGUCUCUAAACCAGAGGUGGGCAAACCUAUGGCCUGCUGGCCACAUCCAACCCAUGGGACCCUCCUGCCCGGCCCCUGAGCUCCUGGCCUGGGAGGCUAGCCCCUGCUGCCUCCCUCCCCUGCAGCCUCAGCACCCCGCGCUGCUGGCGCAACACUCUGAGCGGCCAGGCAGCGCAGUUGCAGAGCCGUGGCCUGACCCGGUACUCUGGGUGGUGUGGCUGUAGCACCACCAGCCACUGGUGCUCCAGGCAGCACGGGUUGGAUAGAGGGCAGGGGAGUUUGGGGGUGUGGAUAGGGGUCAGGGCGGUCAGAGGGUGGGGGGCAGGGGUCCCGGGGGGACAGCUAGGAAUGGGGGGGGUUGGAUGGGGCAGCAUGGGGCAGUCAGGGGUGGAAGGUCCAGGGGUGGUCAGGGGAAAGGGAAUGGGGGGUUAGAGGGGGCAGGAAUCCCGGGGGAGCUGUCGGGGCGAGAAGUGGGCGAGUUGGAUAGGAGGCGAGGGCCAGGCCACUCCUGGCUGUUUGGGGAGACACAGCCUCCCCUAACUGGCCCUCCAUACAAGUUUGGAAACCCGAUGUGGCCCUCAGGCCAAAAAGUUUGCCCACCCCUGGUGUAAAUUAAAUUCUCUCAUUCUUGGGAAUGUUUUAAUUACCGAUAAAUUCUAAGACUUGUUUCUAGGACCUUGCAGUCUUUGCUACAUUCUGACUGUGCUGUGGGGGAUGGUAGUAGGCAAUGGCGGGGAUAGCUGUCCCGGUGAUAGUAAUGCUAAUGACUUUUUGCAUACAGGGGGUACCGUUGCGUGAGGAACACUAUUUCUCUGCUGCUAAGCAGUUCUUCCCUGCAGCCUCCACACAUGCAUUUACUUCCUGAGUCUGUUAGUUUAUGUCUGAAUUAUGUCCUUGUCCCACAGACGGCAGCUCACUUUCCAUUAAGCAGCUUGUUUUUAAAAGGGAAAUUAUGACAGCAUAAUAUGCUACUGAAUUGAUCCCAGAGGUGGGGGUCUCAGGAUGGCAGAGGUUUGGGAGUGUUCCAGAGAGAGAACUUCUCCCCUGCACGCAGUCUUGAAACUGCUGCAACCUAGUAGUUCCUUCUCAAGUUCAUAGGCAAAGGUUACAUGUAAUUUUUGCACAAACACUUAUAGCACAAGGCAGAUUUCAGAUUGGGGGAAAUAUUAUGGCCUAGAAAUAGAAGCGGUCGGUGGCAGCCUGACAAAGAAGAGCUCUGUUUAGCUCGAAAGCUUGUCUCUCUCACCAGCAGAAAUUGGUCCAAUAAAAGAUUUUACCUCACCCACCUUGUCUCUCUGAAACCCAUCCACCUCUAAGUUUGACACUAAGUGGGCAACAACCCCUCAUGGCCAAGAUCUUUUGGGCUUGAGCACGUGUAUCUUCCUUGAUAAGACCAAGAGCCAUUACGUUAAUUAGCCAGUCACAUUUUGUCCUGGAUCAUUUCACAGGUGUUUUUUAUAUUCCAAGCUCUAUUUAAUGAUGGUAUGUCUCCAUUCUGUGGUAUGGAAAGUGACCAGAAUAUAAAGUUGGGCAGCUGUCUAAGGCUAUAAGCUGGGCCACUUCCUCAACCCAUUUAUAAUUGUUGUGUUUGUUUCUGAAAAUGAUUCAAAAACUGUAAAAUAGCAAAGUGUGUGUGAGAGAGAAUUGGGAUGAUUCUAUUGUCGGUCAUUAAAUUAAGAGAAUUGUUAACUGUUCAGCUUGUAUGUUUUAUUAAAAAAAAAAAUUAGCUCAAAAGUA
This is a messenger RNA of Dermochelys coriacea (leatherback sea turtle), 6087 nucleotides long. It is a transcript of the gene EXT2, whose product is annotated as exostosin glycosyltransferase 2. Lineage: Eukaryota; Metazoa; Chordata; Testudines; Dermochelyidae. Gene Ontology annotation, cellular component: membrane. Gene Ontology annotation, molecular function: glycosyltransferase activity. The record is from RefSeq and is a predicted model, not a curated record.